Messenger RNA from Sphaerulina musiva SO2202, 961 nucleotides. Its product is annotated as NAD(P)-binding protein. The transcript is spliced from 3 exons. NCBI's taxonomy places the organism in Eukaryota, Fungi, Ascomycota, Dothideomycetes, Mycosphaerellales, Mycosphaerellaceae. The coding region runs from base 1 to 780 and encodes 259 amino acids. The record is from RefSeq and is a predicted model, not a curated record. Gene Ontology annotation, molecular function: oxidoreductase activity, acting on the CH-OH group of donors, NAD or NADP as acceptor.
AUGGCGAGUGGGAACCAGGGCAACGUGCUCAUCAUCGGUGCAUCCAGGGGACUAGGAAGCGCUCUCGCCAAGGACUACGCCGAACAGGGCUGGUCAGUAACAGGCACGCUUCGCUCCAGCAAUCCACCAUCAAUUCAAGACGUGACAUGGCUCUCAAAUAUUGACGUCGCCGCAAGAGACGUAGGCGAAGCUCUUGCGCAGCAGCUCUCGAGUCAAAAGUUCGACAUAGUCAUCAUCUCCGCUGGUGUCUUUCUCAAGGAAUCUUUCGAAGAGCCCGACUAUGAUGCUGAAGUUGCCAUGUACAAAACCUCCGCUAUUGGUCCCAUCUUCAUCACACGCGCCCUAUACAAGAAUGGAAACAUCACUAAGGGCUCCAAACUCAUCCUUGUUUCCUCAGAAGCUGGCUCGAUCACUUUGAGACAUGAAAGUGAAGGUGGCGGCAUGUAUGGUCACCACGCCAGCAAAGCUGCUCUGAACAUGAUCGGUAAGUUGUUGAGCAUGGACUUGAAGCCACAUGGCAUUGCAGUUGCACUUGUGCAUCCCGCUUUCAUGCGCACGGAAAUGACCAAGAACGUGGGCUUCGAUAAGUUUUGGGACGACGGAGGCGCUGUGACGCCCGAGGAGGCUGCCAGUACUCUCAGAGAGUGGGCCGAUACUUUCGACAUCAGCAAGACGGGGGAGUAUUGGGCUCCAAGAGGACCACGCGAUAUCGGUACCGCUGAGGCAGUAUUUGGCAAGGGUCACGAGGCUCUGAAGACGCCUAUGCAUCUGCCAUGGUGAUGCAUACACACUUCCGUCAUGUCCACGGCUUGUGAUGUUUCGAGUACAUUGGCUCCUGUGAAGACAGCAUGUACUUGGAGCAAAUUAUGGUGUAUGAGGUAUGAGACAUGAAAAAUCAGUAAGUAGGUGACGAAUAGAACUAGUAGUCCGAGGGAGUCUUGAGAAAGCGAUAGUAUAUGCG